Messenger RNA from Euleptes europaea (tarantolino), 1281 nucleotides. Its product is annotated as coagulation factor VII-like. The transcript has 8 exons. Lineage: Eukaryota; Metazoa; Chordata; Lepidosauria; Squamata; Sphaerodactylidae. The record is from RefSeq and is a predicted model, not a curated record. Gene Ontology annotation, molecular function: serine-type endopeptidase activity; calcium ion binding. Gene Ontology annotation, cellular component: extracellular region. The coding region runs from base 1 to 1281 and encodes 426 amino acids. Gene Ontology annotation, biological process: proteolysis; blood coagulation.
AUGGUUUCCCGUCAAUAUGGCAUUUUGUUUUUCUGCCUUUUCUUGAUAUAUCCUCUUUUGCUGGCUGCAGUUUUCUUAAAUCACAAGGAAGCUAGCAAUAUGCUACAAAGACAAAAGCGAGCCAAUUCCUUCCUGGAAGAGCUGAAAGCGGGGUCACUGGAGCGAGAGUGCCUAGAAGAGCAAUGUUCAUUUGAGGAAGCCAGAGAAAUCUUCAAGGAUAACCAAAGGACUGUGGAAUUUUGGAACACCUAUUCAGCUAGCAAAAGUUGCAACUCCAACCCUUGCCAGAACAGUGGGACAUGUGUGGACCAUCAUCAGAGCUACAUCUGCCUGUGUCCUGUGGGGUAUGAAGGCAAAAACUGUGAAACAGCCGAAACAGAAAAACUGAAGUGCAUUUAUGAUAAUGGCGAUUGUGACCAAUACUGCAGAGAUACUCCAACUACAGUACGGGAAUGUUCUUGUGCGAAGGGAUACAGGUUAGCCAGCGAUGAAAUAUCUUGCAUCCCAGAAGUUGAUUAUCCAUGUGGGAAAAUACCCAUUUUGGCCCAAAGAAAUGAGAGUCAGGAGGGAAGAAUUGUUGGUGGUCAUGUCUGUCCUCCGGGUGAAUGCCCAUGGCAAGCACUCUUAAUUGGUGGAGUAAAAGCAAAAUGUGGAGGUGUUUUACUUGCUCCAUCAUGGGUGGUUACUGCAGCUCACUGCCUGGAGCAUACAGACCCCAGAGUGCUCAAGAUUAAACUGGGUGAAUAUGACAGAGAUCAAGAAGAUGAGGCUGAACAGGAAAGGAGGGUUGCUGAAGUUAUAAUCCAUGAAAAAUAUAACUUUAAAAAAACUGACAAUGACAUUGCCUUACUACGAUUAGACAAGCCAGUAAACUAUACUGAUUAUGUGAUACCCAUAUGCUUGCCCGAGCAUCGGUUUGCUGUGGAUGUCUUGUCCUACAUUAAAUAUUCUACUGUGAGUGGAUGGGGGCGUUUAAUAGAAGGCGGAGCUACUUCCUCUCUCCUUCUGCAAGUGAGGCUGCCCAAAAUAAAGACUAAAGAAUGCAUUCAGCACACUAACUUCACUAUUACAAGGAACAUGUUUUGUGCAGGGUACUUGACAGGGACUAAAGACUCUUGUGAAGGUGACAGUGGUGGUCCCCACGCCACCAAGUUCAAGAACACUUGGUUUUUAACAGGCCUUGUGAGCUGGGGGAAGGGGUGUGCAGCUGAAGGUACAUAUGGUGUUUACACAAAAGUAUCACAAUACAUUAGAUGGUUAAACAAUCACAUGUUUUCCUAA